AUGGCGUGUGGAAGCAGGAGGGUCACCAUUCAGCUGGUGAAUGAGGAGGCAGGGCCUGGAACCAGGGUCCCGAAGCUUUUUCGGGGCCAGAACUACAAUGCAAUCCGAGCAGCCUGCCUGGAUGAGGGAAUCCUGUUCCAAGAUCCCUACUUCCCUGCUGGCCCUGAUUCUCUUGGCUAUAACCAGCUGGGACCGAACUCGAAGAAGGCCAAAGGGGUGGAAUGGAAGAGGCCGCAUGAGUUUUGUGCUGAGCCCCAGUUCAUCUGUGAGGACAUGAGCCGGACAGACGUGUGUCAGGGGAGCCUGGGUAACUGCUGGUUUCUUGCCGCCGCUGCCUCCCUCACUCUGUACCCCCGACUCCUGUGGCGGGUGGUCCCCCCAGGACAGGGUUUCCAAGAUGGCUAUGCAGGUAUCUUCCAUUUCCAGCUCUGGCAGUUUGGCCACUGGGUGGACGUCGUGGUGGAUGACAGGCUGCCCGUGCGUGAGGGGAAGCUGGUGUUCGUGCGCUCAGCUCAGCGGAACGAGUUCUGGGCCCCACUCCUGGAGAAGGCCUACGCCAAGCUCCACGGAUCCUAUGAGGUGAUGCGAGGCGGCCACAUGAAUGAGGCUUUUGUGGACUUCACAGGCGGCGUGGGUGAGGUGCUCUACCUGAGGCAAGGCACCCCAGGCCUCUUCUCCGCCCUGCGCCAUGCCUUGGCCAAGGAGUCCCUUGUGGGCGCCACUGCACUGAGUGAUCGGGGCGAGUACCGUACUGAAGAUGGGCUGGUGAAGGGACACGCAUAUUCAGUCACCGGCACACACAAGGUGUCACUGGGCUUCACCAAGGUGCGGCUUCUGCGGCUGCGGAACCCGUGGGGCAGUGUGGAGUGGACCGGGGCCUGGAGCGACAGCUGCCCACGCUGGGAUGCACUCCCCACGGAGUGGCGAGAUGCCUUGCUGGUGAAAAAGGAGGAGGGCGAGUUCUGGAUGGAACUGCAGGACUUCCUUCAACACUUCGACACCGUCCAGGUCUGCUCGCUGAGCCCUGAGGUGCUGGGCCCCAGCCCGGCUGGAGGCGGCUGGCAUGUUCACACCUUCCAAGGCCGCUGGGUGCGCGGCUUCAACUCUGGCGGGAGCCAGCCUGGUGCCGAAACCUUCUGGACCAACCCCCAGUUCCGGCUGACGCUGCUGGAGCCUGAUGAGGAGGAGGAGGAGGAUGAUGAGGGGCCCUGUGGGGGCUGGGGGGCAGUGGGGGCACGAGGCCCUGCACGGGGUUGCCGCAUCCCCAAGUGCACUGUGCUCCUGUCACUCAUCCAGCGCAACCGGCGGCGACUGAGGGCCCAGGGCCUCACUUACCUCACAGUGGGAUUCCACGUGUUCCAGAUCCCAGAGGAGCUGCUGGACCUGUGGGACUCCCCGCGCAGUCGCGCACUCUUGCCGAGCCUGCUGCGCGCAGACCGCUCGCGCUUCUGCGCCCGCCGCGACGUGAGCUGCCGCUGCCGCCUGCGCCCCGGCCACUACCUGGUGGUGCCCAGCGCGGCCCACACCGGCGACGAGGCCGACUUCACGCUGCGCAUCUUCUCUGAGCGGCUCCACACCGCCCUGGAGAUUGAUGACGUGAUCAGCGCUGACUUGCAUGCCCUCAUGGUCCCCUACAUUCCCCUGGAGCUGGGAUUGGAGCAGCUGUUCCUGGAGCUGGCAGGAGAGGAGGAAGAACUCAGUGCCCCUCAGCUCCAGACCUUAUUAAGCAUUGUCCUGGAGCCUGCCAGGACCCAUGCUCGGAACCCCAGAGAAAUCGGGCUCAGGACCUGUGAGCAGCUGCUGCAGUGUUUUGGGCAUGGGCGAAGCCUGGCCCUGCACCAGUUCCAGCAGCUCUGGGGCCACCUCCUGGAGUGGCAGGCCGCAUUUGACAAGUUUGAUGAGGAUGCCUCUGGAACCAUGAACUCCUAUGAGCUGAGGCUGGCGCUGAAUGCGGCAGGCUUCCACCUGAACAACCAGCUGACCCAGGUCCUCACUAGCCGCUACCGGGACAGCCGUCUGCGUGUGGACUUCGAGCAUUUUGUGUCCUGUUUGGCCCAGCUCAUCUGCAUCUUCCGCCACUGCAGCCAGCACCUGGAUGGGGGCGAGGGGGUUGUCUGCCUGACCCACAGACAGUGGAUGGAGGUGGCCACCUUCUCCUAG
Molecule: messenger RNA, 2160 nt
Organism: Camelus dromedarius (Arabian camel)
Lineage: Eukaryota; Metazoa; Chordata; Mammalia; Artiodactyla; Camelidae
Gene: CAPN12
Product: calpain 12
Exons: 21
Coding region: 1-2160 (719 amino acids)
Biological process (GO): proteolysis
Cellular component (GO): cytoplasm
Molecular function (GO): calcium-dependent cysteine-type endopeptidase activity; calcium ion binding
Source: RefSeq, a predicted model, not a curated record